This is a messenger RNA of Xiphophorus couchianus (Monterrey platyfish), 3166 nucleotides long. RefSeq names its product LIM and senescent cell antigen-like-containing domain protein 1. The transcript is spliced from 11 exons. Gene Ontology annotation, cellular component: cytoplasm; cell-cell junction; focal adhesion. Bases 254 to 1477 code for a protein of 407 amino acids. Gene Ontology annotation, biological process: cell-cell adhesion; positive regulation of integrin-mediated signaling pathway; cell-cell junction organization. NCBI's taxonomy places the organism in Eukaryota, Metazoa, Chordata, Actinopteri, Cyprinodontiformes, Poeciliidae. The record is from RefSeq and is a predicted model, not a curated record.
UGACAGGAGGGGAGGCUGAUAGUGUGGGUGUGUGAAUAAGAGAGCAACAGGGGGAAUGAGAGAACGAGGGAGUGUUGAGUCCAUCAGUGACGGAGUCAGUGUGUUUGAGACAAGUAGAGAGAGAGGGGGAGAGAUUUCCCAGCACAGUUUGAUCGGCACCUCGGUUCUCCCUCCCGCUGCGUGAGUUACGGCUCCAACACUUCCAACAAUCACAGAGGAUUUUACCCUGAGCACAAGGCUCAAUCUGCCAGAGAUGAGCGUGGAAAUGAACGGGCGCGCCGUGCCACCUUCCAUACCUGAGGAUGGCGAAGCCCCGGACCACAUCCGCCACGGAGAGAUGAACGGCUAUCACCAGAGGCUUCAGGCUGGGGAUGAGGGCGAGGCUGAGCUCCCGGUGUCCAAGACUCAGAGGCGGAAGAGUGAUGUCAAAGUCUAUAGAGAGUUCUGUGACUUUUAUGCUCGCUUCAACAUGGCCAAUGCCCUGGCCAACGCCAUGUGUGAACGAUGCAAGAGCCGCUUUGCGCCAGCGGAAAAGAUAGUGAACAGCAACGGGGAGCUUUACCAUGAGCAGUGCUUCGUCUGUGCGCAGUGUUUCCAGCAGUUCCCAGAGGGACUCUUCUAUGAGUUUGAAGGCAGGAAGUACUGCGAACAUGACUUCCAGAUGCUGUUCGCUCCUUGUUGCCAUCAGUGUGGUGAGUUCAUCAUUGGCCGUGUGAUCAAGGCGAUGAACAACAGCUGGCACCCCGAGUGUUUCUGCUGUGACCUUUGCCAGGCCGUUCUCGCAGAUGUUGGAUUUGUUAAAAAUGCCGGACGGCAUCUGUGUCGCCCCUGUCACAACAAGGAGAAAGCCCGUGGACUGGGAAAAUAUGUCUGUCAGAAGUGUCACGCCAUCAUUGACGAGCAGCCGCUGCUUUUCAAGAACGACCCCUAUCACCCAGAUCACUUCAACUGCACCAACUGCGGUAAGGAGCUGACAGCGGAUGCUAGGGAGCUGAAAGGCGAGCUCUACUGUCUGCCCUGCCAUGACAAGAUGGGCGUCCCAAUCUGCGGGGCCUGCAGGAGACCCAUCGAGGGCCGCGUGGUCAACGCCAUGGGCAAGCAGUGGCACGUCGAGCAUCAUGUGUGUACUGUGUGUGAGCGCCCGUUUCAGGGCCACCCAUUUUACGAACGAGGCGGCCGUGCCUAUUGUGAGAGACACUUUGACAUGCUUUUUGGAGACGUUUGCUAUCACUGCAAUCGUGUCAUCGAGGGAGAUGUGGUGUCUGCCCUCAACAAGGCCUGGUGUGUCAACUGCUUCGCCUGCUCCACCUGCAACACCAAGCUCACUCUCAAGGAUAAAUUUGUUGAGGUGGAUUUGAAGCCUGUGUGCAAACACUGCUUCGAAAGACUCCCAGACGAUUUGAGACGUCGGCUGGCCAAGCGUGAACGUGACUCAAAAGAGAAGAAGAAGAAACCACUCAUACCCAUGUGUCUUUGAUACUCUCUUGCUCUCUGUCCUCCUGGCAGCUGUUCCUCCUUUGGAACAAGUUUGUGGAGUUCGACAUGAAGCCGGUGUGUAAGAAGUGCUACGAGAAGUUCCCGUUGGAGCUGAAAAAGCGGCUGAAGAAGCUGUCCGAAGCUGCUGCACGGAAGUGAACCGACGGUCAAGCAGCUGAAGGAGAUGAAACCCGGAGGUGGCCGACCCCAUGACCCCCUCACCUGUAGCCCCACACCUGCAAAGUGCCUUGAUUUCAUCCUCCUUAAACUGGUUUAGCUUUGCUCGUCAAGUGUCUUCUUGCAUAAAUUCUGUCUUUAUACAUUCACUUGUUUCACUGCGAUUUACAUUAUAUGUUCUAUAUUUAAUAAACUAGAGAGACGUGGAAAUAAGACUGAAAAGCUGUUCUGACAGGUUGUUUAAUCUGUUACCUGAAGCCAAAAUCGCCUCCUGUUAGAAUAAUAACAAUACAUAAACCUAAAACAAGCUAAAGAAAUAUGUUUUAUUAAAUGUUAACACACAACACAAUAAACCGUUACAGGCGUUUUACUAAACUAAAUGUGUAUUAAGUUUGAAAGGUAAAAUGACCAUGUAAUGAGAAUUUGUGCUCCAGAUAAUGAUUUUGUCUAACAUGCAUCUGGAUUGAAUGCAGUAUUUUAGAUGACACGUUGCAGUAUUAAUUUUAAUUUUUCAUAUAACAUGUCAACAGCUCUUAGUUUUAUACUCACAGAGACAUAAUGACAGUUGUUAUUGUAGAAAAAAGUAAGAAAUAUUUAAUUAUUAAUUUAUAAAUUAAGAAAUGUAUAAAUACUUGAUUAACAUGUUAUCAAGCGUUUCUUAAUAUUAAUUAUUCUUGGUUAUUAAGUCAUACAUAAUGGACAUUCAGUGACCUAAUUCUUAUUCGGUAAUGAAAAAUGCUUUGUUGCUGAAAAGUGCGAUACAAAUGAACUUGAUGAUGAAAAUAAUAUCACAAAUAUUAUAGUAAUGAAAUAAAUCCCCAAUUUUUUACCCACUCUUAAUUAGUCGAUACAUAAUGCUAAAGCAGAAAACCUGUGACUGUGCAGUCCACUCCAACAUCUGAACCUCCACUUGUAAAAAUCAGUUCUGUUGAAAACAAGUGCUGGACACAUCAGGUGUCGCUGUGACAGGAUUUAAGUUGCAGCAACUGCUGCCACAUGGGUCUGCGUGCGCGUGUUGCAACUUGUGGUAUGUGCAGAGACCGGAUGUGAGAGUCAUGUUCGAUGUUAAGAGCUUUUGCCUGUAAAUCCAGUGAAUGAAAGCGAUCCUCUUAACUACUUCCUCAGCUCAGACUUGCUUUGCAAAACAAAGCAGCAGCCUUCUGUUUCAAAAUAAUUAUUUAUCCGUCGUAUUUUACCUUGCAAGGCUUUGCUCUUCGUAUUUUGAUUCACUAGUAAAAAAAAAAAAAAACAUUCCACAGUUGUUUUAUGCAGAAGCACCCAAUGGACUGGUUGUUGUUAGGCAGAUCUUCAGCAGCACUAUAAAUACUCCAGGGUGUAGUUUUAUUUGCCAUGUUGUACCAUGUGUCAACUAGAUUAUGUUUUAUGGAAAGACGCCUGUGUCGUACUGUAUUUUUCCUCCGAAGACACACCAAAGUGCAUGCUUUAUGUUUUCCUUUACUGCUACUUAAAGUCCUUUACUGACACAAUAAACACAAUUUGCCCAAGCUUGAAA